CCUGUGCCCGUGAUGCUAACGAGCCUGUCAUCAUCCUGUGUUCUCUGUCUGGAGGAAGAAAUCUCAGAUCAAAAGAUGUGCUUAGCCGCUUCAAAGCGUGCUGAUACAAAUUGAGCAAUUUUGUGACGGAAAUAUGGCUACAGACUGGCUCGGGAGCAUUGUGUCAAUUAAUUGUGGAGAAAGCUUGGGAGUCUACCAAGGACGAGUGUCUGCUGUGGAUCAGGUCAGCCAGACCAUUUCUCUGACACGGCCCUUCCAUAAUGGGGUCAAGUGCCUCGUGCCAGAAGUCACCUUCAGGGCGGGUGACAUCACUGAGCUGAAAAUUCUGGAGAUCCCGGGACCAGGAGACAGCAGACAAUGUGGGGACCUGCAGCAGACAGAAAUGGGCAUCCCUGGCGUCGGAUGCCAAGUGGGUCCCAGUCAGAAUGGCACUGGGAAAGUGUUAAAGAAGCCCAUCUCCAGCAGUGCCCCGCAGAAUAUCCCAAGGAGAACAGACAUGAAGAAUCAGGAUAUCAUCAUCUCUCCCCAGCAGCAGUGCUCCAAGAGCUACAUGGAUCGACAUGUGGAAACAUUGACUCAAUCCAAAGGCUUCCGGCGUAGACACAAUUCCUGGUCGUCCAGUAGCCGUCACCCGAACCAAGUGACCCCAAAGAAGAGCGGCCUGAAAAAUGGGCAAAUGAAGAGCAAAGAUGAUGAGUGCUUUGGGGAUGACAUUGACGAAAUCCCAGACACAGAUUUUGAUUUCGAAGGGAAUCUGGCCCUUUUUGACAAGGCGGCUGUGUUUGAAGAGAUUGAAACUUAUGAGAGGAGGAGCGGCACUCGCUCCCGGGGGACCCCAAAUGAGAAACCAGCUCGCUAUCGGCAUGAUGAGAACAUCUUGGAAUCGGAGCCCAUAGUCUACAGAAGGAUUGUCGUACCCCAGAACGCUAACAAAGAAUUCUGCACGGACUCCGGGCUGGUCGUUCCAAGCGUGUCUUACGAGCUUCACAAAAAGCUGCUCUCGGUUGCUGAGAAGCACGGGCUGACUCUGGAGCGGAGGCUGGAGAUGACGGGAGUCUGCGCCAGUCAGAUGGCCCUGAGCCUCCUUGGGGGACCCAACAGGCUGAACCCAAAGAAUGUGCAUCAGCGGCCCACAGUAGCCCUGCUGUGUGGCCCCCACGUGAAGGGGGCCCAGGGGAUCAGCUGCGGCCGACACCUCUCCAACCACGACGUCCAUGUCAUCCUUUUCCUGCCCAACUUCGUCAAGAUGCUGGAAUCCAUCACCAACGAGCUGAACCUUUUCAGCAAGACGCAAGGCCAGCAGGUGUCCAGCGUCAGAGAUCUCCCAGAUACCCCCGUUGACCUAGUGAUCAACUGCCUGGAUUGUCAUGAAAAUGCCUUUUUGAGAGAUCAGCCUUGGUACAAAGCAGUUGUGGACUGGGCCAACCAGAACCGGGCACCCGUCCUCAGCAUAGACCCUCCGAUAAACGAAAUGGAGCAGGGCAUUGAUGCCAAGUGGUCGCUGGCCUUGGGCCUGCCCCUGCCCCUGGGUGAGAGGGCCGGGCGUGUGUACCUCUGUGACAUUGGCAUUCCCCAGAAGGUCUUUCAAGAAGUGGGAAUAAACUACCACUCGCCCUUCGGUUGCAAAUUUGUCAUCCCCCUGCACUCCACUUAGAGCCCGUCCAGCCAUACGGCUCUGAAGGGAGAGAAGAGAGGAGGAGGAGGUCUGUCAAAUAAGCUGUCCAGUGGAUCCUGACUAGUAAAACUCAUGACGCCUUAAGGAUGUGAAGUUCCAGAGAGUUUUCCUUCCAGAAGAAACAUUGUCUAUUUAAGGAAAAAAAAAAAAAAAAAAUAAUCAUAAAAUGAAAAAAAAAAAAAAAAAAGAAAAAAGGAGGAAGCAAAUGAAAUGUUCCUGCAAAGCUGUUUUCAUUCUCUUGUGCCAUUGUAUGAAGGAACAGGCAGGAAGAUGGUGUCUGUCCCCAGUGAAGGCAGGCAUUGGUGCGCAGGCCCAGCCGGGAGGCUGUUUACGGAGGGUUGUAUGUGAAGGUGGUACAAGUGACGAGUGGUUUGGAGAUUUGAGACGUGUUUCUUGGUCCUUCUGGGCAGAUAGACCCAGCAAGGGUGCCCUGGUGGGAACAGCACCGCUUGAUUGUGUAGAAAUACCUUCUGUUGCAGCUGUACUGGAAGGGAGGAUUUGGUUUCGUUCUGUUGUUGUUUUUGACUCCCCCUCCCCCUGCCCUUGUUUUUAUGUUCCUGAAGGCAGUUGUAGCUCGUUCUCCUUUCUGGACCCGCCGGCCCCUCAAAGAAAGUGUUCCCUCUUUGGAAAGCUUGUGUGAAGAGCCAGAAGCUCUCAGGUCACGCACGCUCUAGGAACACUGACGUCCUCAGUUAGGCCUUACUUCUGUACUCUGUUGGCUUUUUGUUUGGUCGCUUAGCGGGUGAAGCCCGGGUCUAUGGGCGAGAAGUGUGUUUUGGAAAAGAACUUUUCCAGGAUAGUUAUUGGUUUUUUUUCCUUCCUUCCUUCCUUCCUUCCUUUCUUUCUUUCUUUCUGGCACAGUGAGUGGCUGAAUCAGGGAAAGCAUAGUGAAGCAGGGCAGUGUCACUCUGAGUUUGUUGCGUGGUGUAUGGUGCAGGUGAUGUUUGGGUGAGUUCCCCCAGUACUUCCAGUAUCCCUCCUACUUGGUGUAGCUUGGGAAGUAGGACGUGGAUCUGUUGGAAUGCCCUUUGGGCUCGAAGCCUGCGUUUGGUGUGGGCUUGUGUGUGUUUGUCUGUGUGUACCCACGUGCUGGGAAGCAGCUUGAGGAAGGACUUGGGUCCUGUUUGCCUGCAGGUAAUGGUGUGGUGAGAGCUGCUGCCCUCCUGGAGGGGCACGGCAGAACGUUCUUGUCUAAAUUACUGUAGGGCGUCUGCCCCUGGUUGCUCUGCUAACUGCUCUUGUGCUGCGCUUGCUUCCCAUGUGCUGCUAGGAGGCGUUGGGUUACCUUUUCCUGGGCUGUCUUUUCCUAGCUGAGAAACCAUCAGCUAGCUGGCUUUGGGAAUCCAUCGUGCUGGCUUUCUGUGUGCUCUCUGAAGGCUUCAGGCCCAGCAGCUGACCCGGAGAAGCGCUGAACCUGGAGUGGGGGAGGUGCGAGCUGUUCCUUCGGAGGAAGCGGGCAGAUGCAAGGCAGGGGCCCUUUUCUCAGGAGAGCGUGGGCAGUGCUUGAAGCUCUGCUGCUCUUCUGGUACCUUACCUGUCCCCAGAGCUCCUGCAGGUACCUGAACCUUGCACAGACCCUCUUUUGGCAGCUGUGGGAGCUUCAGAGCUUCAAAGGGUGCCUUUUCUCCAGGGGAGCUGGGUCCCUUCUGAGGCUGAAGCACAGGGAUGCGUGGAAACGGUCCCCUACUGUUGUAGCUGCCCUGUGGCUGUGCUCUGCUUGGCAAACCUAUGGACCCACUUGUGCUCGGAGCGGUGAGGAUUUACAGAUCAGGCACUCAUCUUUCAUCUGCUUAGAACAAAGGCCAAGUGUAUCAAAGGAGGGAAGAGACUUCCCUGGAUGAUAAGGAGCAGCUGAGUAAUUUAAUACUGUCUGGAAGCAUGGAGUGACUGGGGAAGUCCCAGUCUGUAAGGACAAGAUGCUGGUGAGCAUCUUUCUUCCCCUGCACUGUGCCGUAUCUACCUCAGCAGGACAGAGGGCUCUGCCCCGCUCAGUGUCCAGACCCCUGGCUCCCUCGAGCUUCUCUCCCUGCCGAGGGCUGGAUGGCUGAACCGCUUACACCCAGUGGCUUUAGCGCUGGCAAAGGCGGGGACUGGGUGACUUGUGACGGGUGUAGCUCUGCCCUGGAGCAGUUCCUCUCCCAAAGGAACGGCAAAGCUGAAGCACCUAUUCCUCAGGUGAACCAUGUCUCAGCUUGCACUGUAGUGGUGUUUAACAAGCUGCGGGUCUACCUCGGCUGCACUGGGAAGGGAUAGCAUUUGUGUUUCAAAUAACCAAGCACGUUGCGAGGCUUCCCUCUGCCUUUUGGUGUUUGUUUGGCUGUUUCAGCUUCAUCUAACCUUUAGCUGGGCAGAGGAGCAGCGGCUGGGUUAAAAAGGUGGACAUUGCUGUAGUACAGUGUUAGCUUUAGCCCCCCCCCCUUAUUUUCACUUUCCUUGCUCAAUAAGAGAACUUGCCGGUUCAAUUUCUGCUUUCCUUGAACCAGGCUGCAGGUUUUGAUUUGGGUUUUUUUUCUCGCCUCUUCUGGGUUUGGCUAUUAAACUAUAGAUUGUACACAACCGAGCAGUAACAGUGUAGAAAUAGUCGAGGCUUUGUCACAGGGUCCUUUCCUGCCUCUGCACUGCUGAGCCACUGGCUGAAGUUACGUGCCCAAAGGGCAUCCAAGCAGGUCAAGAUGGUUUUUGCAGGGAUGGCAGCACGGAUCAGGUCUGUAUGUGCUGCCGCAUAGCUCCAGGAAGCACUAGGGCCCCUUGCAGCAAUACAGUUCCCCAUGGAAGAAAAAAAAAAUAAAAAAAUAAAGCGAGCAGCAGCGUUGCACAACAGGAGGGUACAAACCCUCAUGUAAAGAAAGGGAUCUCCAAUCCCAGGGCACAGCAGGCAGCUUUGGGCUGUGUUUGGCACAGUUAAACAUUACGGCGUGCUCACUUUCUGGAGACAAGAGUAGAUUGGGGUAUUUGGCUGUACUUUUCCUUGGCUAGAAAGGCUUGUACUGGCCUCACCCACAUGAAAUGCAUCUUACGCGCAGGUGUGAGCUCCUCUGGAGCACUCUUGAGACCCAGAAAGGUGUCUGUCUGGGUCCCUCCUUCUCCCCCUUCCCCCCACGUUGCCAGAGUGAGUUAAUUCAAAGAACAGAACACUUUUUUUAUCUGUGUUUGAUAGUUUCUACCCACAACCUUAACCACCAUCAUAGGAACUGCCCAUGAGCGCUGCUCUGGUCACUAACAUGUGAAGAUCACUGCACUAUGUCACUGCUUGAUAUUCCAUUUGUGACCUGGUGUUUGUAAUGACUAAGUCCUGCCGCUACUGGGGGAUGUCCGAAAUAAAGUGCAACUAUUCAUGUGUGC
Messenger RNA from Chroicocephalus ridibundus (black-headed gull), 5017 nucleotides. It is a transcript of the gene EDC3, whose product is annotated as enhancer of mRNA decapping 3. Gene Ontology annotation, cellular component: P-body. Gene Ontology annotation, molecular function: mRNA binding. The record is from RefSeq and is a predicted model, not a curated record. NCBI's taxonomy places the organism in Eukaryota, Metazoa, Chordata, Aves, Charadriiformes, Laridae. The transcript has 7 exons. The coding region runs from base 134 to 1654 and encodes 506 amino acids. Gene Ontology annotation, biological process: deadenylation-independent decapping of nuclear-transcribed mRNA; P-body assembly.